Molecule: messenger RNA, 2390 nt
Organism: Drosophila takahashii
Lineage: Eukaryota; Metazoa; Arthropoda; Insecta; Diptera; Drosophilidae
Product: LIM homeobox transcription factor 1-beta
Biological process (GO): regulation of transcription by RNA polymerase II; neuron differentiation
Cellular component (GO): nucleus
Molecular function (GO): DNA-binding transcription factor activity, RNA polymerase II-specific; RNA polymerase II transcription regulatory region sequence-specific DNA binding
Source: RefSeq, a predicted model, not a curated record
AACAAAUUUCAUUAACAUCAGAGGUCCGUAAUCAUUCAAGCAUCGCGUUUCGUAACAGGGCCAGGUCAGAAGUCCGAUACUGGCCGCCCCAGCAGUUCUUAAAUCCAAUUAUAUCGACAGUUUCUGAAGGGACUGUCUGAAAUGUGUUCUUGCCAAAAUACUCUCAAAAUGUGCCAAGUUACGUAGGAAACUCAGGAAAAUCCCGUGCAAAGUCUCGCGAAAAUUAUGUAAAAGUCAGUGAACGUUAUUUUAUAGUUUUCCCUUUUCUAAUUCAAACGAUUCCAACAUGAUCGACGAACAGCAUCCCAUGCAGAUUGGAUUGUUUCCGAUGGACAUAAAAUGUCAACAGCAGCAGCAGCAACAGCAGCAGCAAACGCCGCAAACUGGGGGCCUCAAUCAACUGCUGUUGAACGGAAAUGAACGCAUGUUAACAACACCAACGACAGCAGCAACAUCGGUAGUGGCAACCGGAAGUGGAAGGAGUACGUCGGCAGCAGCAACAUCGAGUGCCAAAGCCGGAGUGGCCCACAAUGACAAAAUGGCGUCAGUAGGCAGAAAUGUCAACGGAAGUUGCAGCAGCCACAACAGCAACAGCAUAAACAAGCAGCCCAUGGGCGGGAUCCAAAUGCCAGGACCAGGAGCAGGACCUGGACCACCCAGCCAUUCCCAUCCACAUCCCCAUCCCCUCUGCAGCCGCAUCACCUUGGGGGAGUGCAGCCUGAAUGGAAUGGACAGCUUCGCCACACCGGCAGCACCGCCAUCAUCGGCAUCCAACACACCGCAAGCGCCUCAGGGAAUGGGCAGCAGUUCCAUUUCCAGUUCCGGAAUGGCCAUGGAACUGAGCUUGGGCAUGGGACCCCAGUGUGCCCACUGCUGCCAGCCCAUUUGCGAUCGCUACAUAAUGCGCGUGGUGGAGAACUCCUUCCACGAGGGCUGCCUGAAGUGCACCGCCUGCUCGCUGCACCUGGUGCACUCCUGCUACGCGAGGGAGGGCAAGCUCUACUGCCGCAUCGACUACGAGAGACUCUACAUCCGGAAUCAUUGCCUUGGCUGUGGCCUCAAAAUCGGCGCCGAUGAGCUCGUGAUGCGGUGCCACGAGAACGUCUUCCAUCUGAAGUGCUUCGCCUGUGUGGUUUGUGGAGCUCUCCUGAAGAAAGGGGAGCAGUACGUGGUCAAGCAGGGACAGCUCUUCUGCCGGUUUGACUACGAGAAGGAGGUGGAGAUGCUACAGGGAUAUGAUUUCUAUGGCGAUGAGCUCUUUCCGCCCAAAUUGGACGGAAGAAGGGGACCCAAGCGACCAAGGACUAUUCUAAAUACCCAGCAAAGAAGGGCUUUUAAGGCCUCCUUCGAAGUCUCCCCAAAACCCUGUCGAAAAGUGAGAGAGAACCUGGCCAAGGACACUGGCUUGAGCCUGAGGAUCGUGCAGGUUUGGUUCCAAAACCAGCGAGCAAAGGUAAAAAAGAUACAGAAGAAGGCCAAGCAGGAGCCGCCGAGCAAGGGAGCGAGUGACUCGCAGGAUUCGCAGGAAUCCCUGGACAGCAGUCUGGCCACCAAGAUCAAGGACGAGGCGCACAGCGACAGUGAAUCGCAGCUGGAGUCGCCGUACUCCACGACCUCCGAUGGACUGAACCGGAUGCGAUGCACCAUUAAGGACGAACAGGAGCAAGUGCCCUUCAACUGCAUGGAGACCAAUAAAGAAAACUGCAACAAGAACAGCGAGCCCAUACUGAAUACCAUUCUGGGACUGAGCUACGCCACCUUUCAACAGCUAAUGGGACCCUUUGCCCAAACACCGAUGAUCAAUCCGAUCGACCGACUAUAUAGCAUGCAGAGCUCCUACUUCCGGCCCGAGGAACUGCAGGCCUAUGGGGAAUGCGGCGUCAAGGACUCCCUGGAUCACUAGUUUGGCCUCCGAAGGCCAUCGAAUUUUAAGCCCAAAUCAAAAUUAGACCUUGUAAAAUAAAAGAAUGUUAAUGUGCUAGCAAUCGAACUUAAACACACCCCGGUAAAGUAGAUUUUCUCCCCCACCCUCCCUCCUAUUUUGGGAAGCUGCACCACUUGCGCAAUCACCCCACUUGCCACUGCACCACCAUCGGUGGCUCUUUCUGCAGGUGCAGCCUCGAAAUUAGUUCCGCUCGGUUGACAGGCACAAAGCAUUUGCCACAGCAGUCGCAACCCCGGUGAAAUGGUGAAAUGGCCUUCGGAACGAGAAUGGGCGUAAAAUGCCGAUUCGUCAUGCAUAGUUCAAAGGCCCGGAUUCGGACGGAUCCGGAUCCUUUAUGCGUAUCCUCCCCACGAUGACGGGCCGUUCGACAGCGUCGUUGACACGAAUGUGUCGCAAAUGCCGCCCAAGGACCGGACUUUUGACUGGCAUCCCGUCCCUCUUUGGU